GCGGGCCGGAGACUACACCCGAGCGCGGUUACUGCAGUUCGGUCUUGCGGAGAGGCGGCCGGGGCGCGCGCGCGCAGCUCAUUGGACCUUGGCUCUGUCGUUCCCGGGGCGCUGCGUGCGGAUUGGCCGACGGGGCCUGAGGACGUUGGCCGAGUUCGGCGGGCCGACCAUGGGGCGGACUUCGGGGGGCGCUUCAGGCAAUCGGGGCCGUUCAAGUUUUUCAGCCCCGGCUGGGUCGGCCGGGCCCUGUCGAACCCCGCCGCUCUGCAGGCCCGGUGUCCCUUUUGGAAGACGCCACAAAAUGGCGGCGCCGGGGUGGGGGCGGAGCUAUGGCGGGAGCUCGUAGGACGCGGGGUCUGCGGACUGGGACCGAGACGGGACCGCUGCCUCUUCCCGGGCUGUCGUGCCUGUCUGGGAACCUGCGGGGUUGGCUGGGGCCUCCGUGCGGCACAGGAGGCCUGGGGCGCUGGUCCCGAAGGCCGUGUGGGCGGCGCUGGGUCGGACCCCUUGCCGCCAGCCAGGCGGUGCAGAGCAGCGGGGCCUAGUGCAGCCUCUGCAGUGGUUAUGGGGCAUGGAGUGCUGGACCUACCAACACCCAGGCUCCUUUCGCUUCCAGUCGUUUGAGUCCUAUGAUUCCAGGCCUUGCCUGCCUGAGCACAAUCCCUACCGCCCCAGCUACAGCUACGACUAUGACUUUGACCUGGGACCCGACCGCAAUGGUGGCUUUGGUGGUCAGUACAGUGACUGCCGGGACCCAGCCCGUGAGCGGGGCGCACUCGAUGGCUUCAUGCGGGGCCGCGGCCAGGGCCGCUUCCAGGACCGGAGCAACCCCAGCACGUUUAUGCGCGGCGACCCCUUCAUGCCACCUGCAGCCUCCUCUGAGCCUCUUUCUACUCCGUGGACAGAGAUGAACUAUGUGGGUGGGCGGGGCCUUGGCGGCCCCUCCCCUGGCAGGCCCCCGCCUUCCCUCUUCUCCCAGUCCAUGGCCCCUGACUUUGGCAUGAUGGGCAUGCAGGGGGCAGGUGGUUAUGACAACCCUGUGCCCUACGGAUGUGGCCGGUCACAGACCCGGAUCAGAGAUCAGCCUCGGCGGAGAGGGUUCAAUCGCUGUGGCCCAGAAAGCUUGGGCAGGAAACGGAAGCAGCUGCAGAUUUAUGACGAGCCUGACACCAAACAAGCUCGAGCUGACAGCGAAGGAGAAUUUUCUGAAAACGAUGAUGGAGCUGGUGACUUCCGGUCAGGAGAUGAAGAAUUCAGGGGUGAGGACGAAUUCUUUGACUCCGGGAGGCAGAGAGGAGAGAAGGACGACGAGGACGAUGAAGUGAAGAAGAGAAGGGAAAAGCAGAGGAGGAGAGACAGGAUGCGAGACCGGGCAGCUGACAGGAUUCAGUUUGCCUGUUCCGUGUGCAAGUUCCGUAGCUUUGAAGAUGAAGAAAUCCAGAAGCAUUUGCAAAGCAAAUUUCACAAAGAGACACUGCGCUUUAUAAGUACCAAGCUGCCUGAUAAGACGGUGGAAUUCCUCCAGGAAUACAUUAUAAACAGAAAUAAGAAAAUUGAGAAGCGGCGUCAAGAACUAAUGGAGAAGGAAAGUACAAAACCAAAACCAGAUCCUUUCAAAGGGAUUGGCCAGGAGCACUUCUUCAAGAAAAUAGAGGCUGCCCACUGCCUGGCCUGUGACAUGCUGAUCCCGGCGCAGCCCCAGCUCCUCCAGCGGCACCUGCACUCUGUCGACCACAAUCACAACCGCCGGUUGGCUGCUGAACAGUUCAAGAAAACAAGUCUCCAUGUGGCUAAGAGUGUUUUGAACAACAGACAUAUAGUGAAGAUGCUGGAAAAAUACCUCAAGGGUGAAGACCCUUUCACCAGUGAAGCUGGUGAUGCAGAAAUAGAAGGAGACGAGAAUUUAGGAGGUGAGGAUAAGGAAGAGACACCUGAGGAGGUAGCGGCCCAGGUCUUAGCUGAGGUGAUUACGGCAGCAGUGAGGGCAGUAGAUGGGGAAGAAGCACCUGCUCCAGAAAGUGGUGAAAUGCUGGCCAAACGGGACGACCCUGCGGACACAGCUGAGGCCGCUAGUGGUCCCCACCCCGAGGCAGAGACCCCCUGCGGAAUGGCACCUGAGAAGGGCAACACUGAAGCAGAAGCCGGAGGUGAAGCUGCUGAGGCUGGAGUUGCAGCGGAAGCCAUGGCAACGCAGUCAGAAAGCACCGUGACAGUCACGGCUGCUGCAGAAGCCACAGCGGGACAGACUGACGCAGAGUCCAGAGAUGCUGUUCCCACAGAAUGAGCCUCCUUUCCCUGUUUCAAGGGAUCUGUUAUAUAAUGCAUUAUUCCUGUCCUUUGGUUUGUAAGUAGUACUAGGGUAUGUGAUACUGGAAUAUUAUUUUGGUGAAGAGACUCAGCCAUUUCCUUCAGAAAAGUGUACCUCACAGCCUUGUCUCACAGAGUCGUGUGGCUUUCUGCCUUGGUGUGAAGGCUGCAAAAGUUGUACAUUCCCCCAAGUGGCUGUGACAUCGCUCUUUACACUGUAGUUGGAAUAAUAAAAGUUGGAUAAUUAGA
This is a messenger RNA of Dama dama (fallow deer), 2556 nucleotides long. It is a transcript of the gene AKAP8, whose product is annotated as A-kinase anchoring protein 8. The coding region runs from base 572 to 2284 and encodes 570 amino acids. The transcript has 12 exons. Gene Ontology annotation, molecular function: DNA binding; protein kinase A regulatory subunit binding. Lineage: Eukaryota; Metazoa; Chordata; Mammalia; Artiodactyla; Cervidae. The record is from RefSeq and is a predicted model, not a curated record. Gene Ontology annotation, cellular component: nuclear matrix; nucleus.